This is a messenger RNA of Agrilus planipennis (emerald ash borer), 1351 nucleotides long. RefSeq names its product cysteine protease ATG4B. The coding region runs from base 109 to 1236 and encodes 375 amino acids. NCBI's taxonomy places the organism in Eukaryota, Metazoa, Arthropoda, Insecta, Coleoptera, Buprestidae. The transcript is spliced from 7 exons. The record is from RefSeq and is a predicted model, not a curated record. Gene Ontology annotation, molecular function: protein-phosphatidylethanolamide deconjugating activity.
UUUGUAGGCUGUGUUUGGAGAUGAUGUUGAUUAACCAAAUUCAAAACAAAGAGAUGUCAUCUAAAAAGUCGUGAAUAUCUAAAACUGUCUUGUGCACUUAAACAUAAAAUGGAUACUAUUUAUCUAAUUGAACCCAUAGAACCCGAUGAUAUUCCUCUCACAUCAGAUCCUGUCUGGAUUUUAGGAAAAAGGUACAACGCUCUAGAAGAGUUAGAAAACAUACGACAAGAUAUAACGACAAGGAUAUGGUGUACUUACAGAAAAGGAUUUAUACCUAUUGGGGGUGGAGAUGGUUUAACUUCUGAUAAGGGCUGGGGAUGUAUGUUAAGAUGUGGUCAAAUGGUCUUAGCACAAGCCCUUGUUAAUCUUCACUUAGGGCGUGAUUGGUUUUGGGAUACUGAUACAAGAGACUCUAUUUAUUUAAAAAUCUUGCAGAAGUUUGAAGAUCGGAGACAAGCACCUUUUUCCAUUCACCAAAUUGCCCUAAUGGGAGCUUCAGAAGGAAAAGAAGUUGGACAAUGGUUUGGUCCAAAUACUGUGGCCCAAGUUUUAAAAAAACUAGUCAAAUAUGAUGAGUGGAGUUCUCUAGCAAUUCAUGUAGCCUUAGAUAAUACAGUUGUGAUAAGUGAAAUAAGAGACCUUUGCCAAUUUAGAAAUCAUCAAAGUAAUACUAAUAAUGCUAAUAUGACUACUUUAAGCAAAGAUUGGAAACCAUUAUUAUUGGUAGUACCUCUAAGAUUAGGACUUACUGAAAUUAAUCCUAUUUAUGUUAAUUGUGUUCAGACGUGUUUCCAAUUUAAACAAAGCCUUGGUAUAAUUGGUGGUAAACCUAACUUGGCUUUAUACUUUAUUGGUUGUGUUGGAAAUGAAGUUAUAUUUUUGGAUCCACAUACAACACAAAGAUGUGGUUUUGUGGAGACUAAAGAAACUGAUGAACAAAUGGAAAUGGAUUCCACAUACCAUUGUAAACAUGCUUCAAGAAUAAAUAUUUUGUCAAUGGAUCCAUCAGUGGCAGUUUGUUUCUUAUGUGAAACUGAAGAAGAAUUUGAUGACCUUUGCAGUCUAGUCAAAACAAGUCUUAUUACACCUGACAAACAGCCUCUGUUUGAAGUUUGCUAUGAAAAACCAAAAGAAUGGUCUUUUACUGAAGAAUCAGCUGAAGAGGCUUUAGGAGCUUCAUGCAUAGAUUACGAUGACAGACAAUUUGAUUCUGAUAACGAAUUUGAAAUAUUGUAACAUAAAGUUUUUGUAAAUAAUCCUUAUUGGUGACCUCAUAUACUAUGUGUAGGUUUUUAUAUCAAAUUUGCAACAGAUUUGAGUGCAUUUAGCUUAUAAAUUAUUGUUUUUUUAA